AUGACUACAGUUAAUCUCCGUAUUGGUGACACCGUCCCAGACUUUACUCAAGAAUCAAGUGAAGGAACUAUCAAGUUUUAUGACUAUUUGGGUAGUCAAUGGGGUAUCUUGUUCUCUCAUCCAAAGGACAAGACACCAAUUUGCACAACUGAAUUGGGACGUGUAUCAAACAUUCUUCCAGAAUUUGAAAAGAGAAAUACAAAGGUGAUUGCACUCUCUGUUGAUAGUGUUGCCGAUCACAAGGAAUGGAUCAAAGACAUUAAUGAGACUCAAAACACCAAUGUCACAUUCCCAAUCUUGGCCGAUGUUGAUAGAAAGGUUGCCGAUCUCUAUGGUAUGAUUCAUCCAAAUGCUGACAACACCUUUACUGUUAGAAGUGUAUACUUUAUCGACCCUGCCAGAAAGCUCCGUGCUCAAAUCACCUAUCCAGCCAGUACCGGUAGAAAUUUCGAUGAAAUCAUCCGUGUUUUGGACAGUUUGCAAUUGACUGAAAAGUACAAGGUUGGAACUCCAUCCGAUUGGAAGCAAGGUGGUGAAUGUGUCAUUGUUCCAUCUGUAAAUGAUGAAGCUGCCAAGACUUUAUUCCCAGGUGGUUGGAAAACUGUCAAACCAUACCUCAGACUUGUUCCACAACCAGGAAAUUCAACUGCUUAA
Molecule: messenger RNA, 654 nt
Organism: Cavenderia fasciculata
Lineage: Eukaryota; Evosea; Eumycetozoa; Acytosteliales; Cavenderiaceae
Product: AhpC/TSA family protein
Exons: 2
Coding region: 1-654 (217 amino acids)
Biological process (GO): cellular oxidant detoxification; cell redox homeostasis
Cellular component (GO): cytosol; mitochondrion
Molecular function (GO): peroxiredoxin activity
Source: RefSeq, a predicted model, not a curated record